Messenger RNA from Xyrichtys novacula (pearly razorfish), 9007 nucleotides. NCBI's taxonomy places the organism in Eukaryota, Metazoa, Chordata, Actinopteri, Labriformes, Labridae. The record is from the annotation of a GenBank genome assembly.
AUGUCUGGAGCCACCAGUGACCAGCUGCACAGAUCAACUUUAACCGUCUACGCGGUGAGUUUGUACCCUCCUCUCAUCCUCUACUUCAGCAUCUGUUCAUGAAGUCCUCACAGAGAGAGCGAUCACUUUAUUUUGUGUCUCUGUUUGUGUCUCUGUUUGUGUCUCUGUGUGUGUUACUGCAGAGCCUGAUGGAGCAGUUCAACCCUGGCCUUCAGAAGCUCGUCGCUCUGGGGAACAGCUAUGUCAAAGCUUUCCAGGGUAAGAGUGCUUCUGCUUUUAUUCUUAAUUAAUUUCACUUUGGUUUUGUGUGGGUUAUAAAAUAGAUGAAUGCUGUAUGUUUGGUGAUGAAGAGGUGCAAAGAGACCUUGAGAAUAAACACGAGUUUGAUCAGACGAGUUUUCUCUUUCUGGACCUGAUGUGCAUGAAGUGUGUGUGUGUGUGUGUGUGUGUGUGUGUGUGUGUGUGUGUGUGUGUGUGUGAAUACAGGUAAAAUAAUGCAGGUGUGUGUGGAGUGUAGGGCUGGGUGAUAUGGAAAAAAGUUUAUAACGAUAUCUUUUUCAUAUCAGUCUAUCGUUACAUAUCACGAUAUAUAAAAAACACACUUGUCAAUCUUAAAUGUAACAUCAAACAUUUUCAAACAGAAACACAAAUACAUUUAAAAAUUAUUCAUUUGAAAACUAUAAUCUUGUCUCUUUGACGUUUUGUCGUAAGGCGUUGCGCUAGAGGAAGCGGACUGAAUGGUCGGCUGUUUCGGCGCCGUGGGCUGCUUCGCUCUUGAGCCGCUCUGGGUUUGUAACCUUUUGCAUUGUGCGUGCUCUGCGGCGUGGCGCGUGAAAAAGAGUUGAGGUAUUCCCCGACUUUGAGAUUUAGAGUUACUCAGAGAAACUCCUCUUUUCAUUGGCUGUUCUUUUAGUCAGCAGAAUGUCGGUUAUUGAAAAGCAUAUUGAUCGUGUUUCAUAUCGAUAUUGAGGGAAAUUAAUCUUUGAUGUAUAUCAUCAUCGUUUUAUCGCCCAGCCCUAGUGGAGCGUUUUAUUUUUGUAACCAUACAGUGAAGUGAUCCUGUGAACUUCACACCAAAAACAGGUUUUAUGUCGGUCCAGGUCUGAAAUCUGUAGAAUGAAUCCUCUUCUCCUCUAAACAUUAGGAUGGACAGUCUGUCGCUUCUUUGAUGAACUCCGGCUGAGCUGAAGGAAAAAUGAUCCUGCAGACAUUUGAACAGAUGAUUUCUGGCUUGUUUGAAUAAAUGCAGACAAUAACGCAGAUCUCUCUCAAUGUACGAGGUCGCCGACUGUCUGGGACACAAACUCUGAGCGACUUUUGGUUCCAACAUAAUUAUUUUCAUGAUUAAAACAUCUCAGUCCUCUGAACACACUCAGACUGUGAGGAUGAAAUCUGGGGGGUUGUGUAAAAGUAAGAAACUUCUUGUUUGUCUCAGUUUCCAGUGUCCUCUUACUGGUCCAGUUAGCUCUGAAUGAAACAGAUACACACUCAUAACAGCAGAGGACAAGUCUACAAUCAGGACACGCUCCCCCAAAAUCAUCGGGGUGUGAAUCACCAGUGGUUCCACGAUACGAUAUUAUCAUGAUACUUGAGCCUGGCUGGGUCAUCCAGUUGCGUGAAUCACUUGCCGUUUCCUUCCCACAACAGUCUGGACUUCGGCCAGUUGGGAGCGAGUAUUAGAAACCAGAAAAUAACCGGGCCAAUCAGUGACUGUGUUUCCACUGUUCCCCGGACAACAGGGAAAGGCAGCCCCUGAUUGGUCCAUGUGUAGAUGGUGACGUUUAACACAUGCUGCGGGACUUUUCAAAGCGCCGUUCAUUCAGAACGCCGAUAAUUCUGCAGCUGACUCUGCAAAGUCGGCAGAAAUUGUUUAUAUCCGACGUCUUCUGUGGAUCUAAACGAUUGUAAAUUCUUCAGGGGGGAGUUACAGAUGAAUUUCUGACUCAGAGUACAACUAGAACGCAGCAUUACUGCAGAAUCUCAGUUUGGAGACUCCAUCCUGUGCAUCCGUCUAGUUUCUCUUUGCUCCACCUCCAGCCAAUCCUGUGUUAUCACGGUGUCAGCCCUCUCCGUAUCUUUACUGCAGAGUGGUGAAACUACGCUAACUGACGCAGAUUUACUCCCAGACUGAAUCACAGACUUCAUCUCAGCACUUCUUCAGUUUACGGUGUAUAAAUGCAAAAAUAGAUUCAUCCAGUCACGUGCAGAUUCAUUAGCAUCGAUUAUUACGACCUGAAGUGUCCUUCUCUGCUUCCUUUCAGCCUUGGCUGUUUGCAGUGAGGCCUACUUCAGCGCUGUGGCUAAGAUGGGCGACCAAGCCCUUCACACACUUUCAUCUCGCUCUCUCGGUGAGUGUGUGUGUAUUAUCUGUGAUUGAUUGCUCCGCCUCCCCGUUACAGGUUUCACCUUUAAUUUACUACCUUCAUUACUGACGGUGAAUUGUCCUGCAGAGACCGCCGAGUGCUCCAUCAAGUUAAUGUCAAGCCUGAGCGUUGUAAAACACCAAACACACUCCACAACUUUGAAAUUACCUCCUCCACUGACACUCCAUCCCCGUCCCUCCACCCGUGUCAUCGUGUGAGCAUAUUUUCCACUAGCUCCACUUUCACUCCGACCCGAGGACGUGUGAUAGCGUUGUCAUGCUAACACGUCCCCCUACGGAGUGUGUGGGCUCGCAGCGCCGGUGCCAGCUCAUCAUCACCCACGUGGCGCCGCUAGGACGGCUAAUUGAGAAGGUCAGGGAGCCGCAGUGUGACCAGGAGGCCCUAUUGGAUGACAGCUCCUAAAUUAUAGAUGUGGACAGUCUUUCAGCUGCACUCAAUUCAUUAGCUCAGCAACAGGCCGGGACAAAAGACGAGACCAGAGGCACCUAUUAUACCGAGGGCUUAGCUAACUUUCCACUAUCUCCACAGUCCGGCUGGUUUGAUUAGAAGAAUCUCUCUCAGCUUUGUAUCGUGUUAAAGUUAAAUAUCAAGUUUCAUACAGUAUAAUGUAGAUAUUAGGGAUAUAUCGCACACCUCUCUAAAGUUUCCACAGUGUUUCUGUUGUUUGGUGAGCUGUUUCAGUAUUUUGAUGGUUUUAAAGUGAAUCAUGGAGCAGAUGUUGGUCUGAUUUACCCCAAACAGGAGACGUCCUGAUCCAGAUAUCAGAAACACAAAGACGGCUCACAGCGGAAAUGGAAGGAGUGGUUAGUACACGUCUUCUCUCUAUACUCAUGAUCAUGUUCUCCAGCUGUUCUGGACGACAGACUUAAAGAGUUAAUGUCUGAAUCUUCUCACUGGGUAAGGCCACGUUUAGACAGUGUGUCUCUGUGGCUGUGGAGGAAAUUAUAAUCAUUCUGACUGAAACUAGACUGGAGUGUUCCUAAUAUUUUGCCCUCUUCCUUUUUCUUGUUAAUUAUAUGGCCAAAAUAUAAGGAACCGCUUCUAUAUAAACUCUGCUGUGUAAGCAGUUAUACACUUCUUGAUUGAACUUAGACUGGAGUGUUCCUAAUAUUUAGCCUUGUCCCUUUUUUUGUUGAUGACAUGGCCAAAAUACAAGGAACACAGUUCAAUAUAAACACUGCUGUGUAAGCAGUUAAAGUCUAAGUGACUGAACUUAGACUGGAGUAUUCCUAAUGUUUUGCCCUCUUCCUUUUUCUUGUUAAUUAUAUGGCCAAAAUAUAAGGAACAUCUUCAAUAUAAACUCUGCUGUGUGAGCAAUGAUACACUUCCUGACUGAACCUAGACUGGAGGGUUCCUAAUAUUUUGCCUUGUCCCUUUUUUGUUGAUGACAUGGCCAAAAUACAAGGAACACAGUUCAAUAUAAACACUGCUGUGUAAGCAGUUAAAGUCUUAGUGACUGAACUUAGACUGGAGUGUUCCUAAUAUUUUGCCCUCUUCCUUUUUCUUGUUAAUUAUAUGGCCAAAAUAUAAGGAACACCUUCAAUAUAAACUCUGCUGUGUAGGCAAUGAUACUCUUCUUGAUUGAACUUAGACUGGAGUGUUCCUAAUAUUUUGCCCUCUCUCUUUUCUUGUAAAUGACAUGGCCAAAAUACAAGGAACACCUUCAAUAUAAAACGCUGCAGUACACCAUCACCACCCACCGUGUAUUUUCUAAUAAAUAUAAAGCGCUGUGAUCACCUGUCUGAUGGUGAUAAUGUUAGAGGCUGUUCAGAAACACACCUGUGACUGUAGAAUAAUAUCAGUUCUGUUAUCUGAUUUAUAAAAACUCCUCAUAGACUCACCGACUUUGUGAUCCAGUAAAUCACAGGUGCGUCUCUUUAAGCUCAGCCUUUCACAGAGAUGAAGAGUCAUGAACUCCUGCUUACAUUUCACUGCUUGGUUUACACUCGUGGAGUUACACGAACCCUCGUUGCAGUGGCUUGAAGUGUCCGCAUUGGCCGACAACACGGACCAAUGAGGACAGCGUUUCCUUAGUCCCCACCAAUCACCUUGUUUUUCCUUCUUGCUGCAGUUUCGAUGGUUCCAGGUGGAAGUGCUGCAGGCCAUGGACAAGAAUGUGAAGUUGGAUGAGGAGUACAUUGAUGUGAGUUUAAGUCUUUAACAUGCACACUAAUAAUAAAAGACAGUCUUUUACCUGUACACAUGAAAACUGUUUACAGAUUAUGAAACUUGCUUCCUGUGCUGCAGGGGAGUCGCCGAGUGUACGAGCUGGAGGUGAGGAACCAGGCGGAGGCUCUGGAGAAACAGCUGAGACGAGGAGCUUACAGGGAUUCUCUGGUAGAUAGUUAGACAGAAACACAAACCCAUCACUCACUGAACCGCAUGUGUACCCAGUUUCCUCUGUGUGUGUGUGUGUGUGUGUGUGUGUGCGCCUUUAGGAGAACAGUGACUACAUGGUGUAUCUGAGACAGAGCCAGCAGGAGAUCCUGAAGGAGGAGGAGCGGAGGUAUCGUUUCCUUGCGGAGAAGCACUGCGGCCUAACUCAGUCGCUGCUCUUCCUCAUAAACAAGGUAUAUUCACACAUCAGGUGGUUUUAACGGACCUUUAGUCUCCUCUUCACCUGACCGGACUCUCCUCUCCUCUGUUUUCAGACCGGUGCUUCACUCCAGCAAAAGGCAGAUGGAUGGAAGGAGAAAGUGAACGACACCAGGGGGUCCAGACCUCGAACUCCCACUCACUUGGAUCAAGAGGCGCAGGUACCGAAAGCACUCUGUUGUUGUUUUUGCAGAGAGUUUGAACAAACGCAGCGAUGAUCAGGCCCCUGAAUGCAGCAGGAAGAAGCUGCAGCAUCAGUGUUUUUAUGGCUGCAGUGACAUGAUUUAUGCAAACCGCUCACUCUGCUGCUUUCUAACUCCUAAAAGUGAAUAAAUAUUUGUUCCUUUUUAUUAUUUAGAGAAAGAAAAGCAACUUCUCUGAAACAGAGCAGCACCAGGCCGGUCCUUGAUGCAUAAUUCUCUUGUUUUAUAACUUUACUUUUUUAUUAUACACAAGUAAGAACUGCUUUUUCUGUCUGCCCUGGAGCUCGGGUCCAGCAGCUCGGCUCGGCGCUCUCACCUUUUUCAAUAUAUUGGAAGGAUUUUAUUGGAUUCUCAGCGGCCGCUUUACUGCGCAGCAUUAAAUUGAGAAAUGCAUGUAAUAUUCUCUCCCCUUUGUGUUUGUAAACAUUAAAAAUGUCUCUUAAAGUCCAGAAAUACAUAAUAAACAUGUAGAAGAAGAAACUUCUCUGACAGUCUUCAUAAAAAGUGAGAAGUGGAAGUUUGGGCUGAGGGUUUCGUUUUACUGGUGUGUGUAUUAUCUCAUAGAAUCGAUCAGUGAGUGACAGAAGUCGGUCUGUUAACAGAGAGAGGAGGUGUGUUCAGCAGGUCAGCCUGUAUCUCCUCUCAGCUCUUCUGUUGCCUCUCACAGACCCUCACUGCCUCAGUUGGUUUGAUUUAUCGGUGUUUGUUCCUCCUGAUCAGCUGCGGGGGUCGGUGAGCUCGCUGCUACAGACCGUGGCCAGAGAUGAAGACAUGUCUUGGGCCAGGAGGGAGCAGCAGGCGCUGGGCAGAGUGCCCUCUAGAGGUGGGACAUAGACUCUGUUUUGUAAAAGAUAUGAAGCCUCAUUCACCCUUUUUAAAAACUCUUUAGUACCAACAAGUUUCAGAUAAGUUCACAUUUAUUUCUUAGUGGAUUUGAAGUGUUAUAGGGCUGCACGAUUAACUGAUUUUUAAUGACUGUCAAAAAAUUUAAAUUGUCAAAUUGAUUUACAAAAGAAGGCGAUAAUUUCGUGGUUAAAUAGGACAAGAGCGAGUCAGUCGUGUUGAAUUGAUACGACUUCACAGUUUCAGAUGAAGAGUAAACCACUCCCCGCUGUAAAGUCUGUCUGAAGGCGGUAUCAACCCGUCACCAUGGAAACGAAAUCAGGAGGAAACGCUAAAGUUUUUUGUCGUAUCGGCGUUUCAGGUGACUGUAAACGGUACUUUUUGAAAACGGGUCAGAGAGUGAAUAAAUCUGUAAACGACGACCAUUUCAUCUCCGUCUAACGAAAUGGUCAUGUGACACACAGAGUAACUCUUUUAUGGCGCCUGAGCGUGUCCGGUCAAAACAAAUCUUAAUACACAUUCUCUGUACUCUUCUUCUGCGUUACAGCGCCACUUACUGGUCUGGCAUAUGAACUACAUUGUUUUCAGUGGUUUCAUUUUGAGAGAUGAUAGAAAAACUUUUUAUUAAAGUGAAGUUUGGUGAAGUCGUCACUGAAUUAAAAAAUAAAAAAUCUGAGUUUUUAGAGAGAAAAGAAUCUGAUUUUAUUUCCGGCCAACAUCGUUCAGCCCGACUUUCUUAUCAGUCCCUCUUUUUUUUGCCCUCCUCUUCAGCACCAUCUCCCAUCCCGAGCCGCUCUCGCUCCAGCUCAGUGGGGGAGUCUCUGGGUCUGGGUGGAGGAAGAGCUAUGAGGGCCCUGGUGUCUCACCCGUCCUCAUCCAACCCGAAGCUUCUCCCUUUCAACAGGGGCGAGACCAUCACGGUUCUGGUCCAGGAGCCGCGGAACGGCUGGCUGUACGGACGCACAGACAGCAGCCUGCGGUGAGCGUCUGAGUCCAACAGCUUAUAGACUCAUUUUCAGUGUCGCUGCUACAGACAGACACAACAGCUGCUGUGUGUCCUUUUGUCCUUUUGUCCUUUUGUCCUUUUGUCCUUUUACGAUUCACAAGGACUUCACUUUGUCAAAACAGAAUAGAAAAGUUUGUGGAUAAGAAGGGACACAAAAGAAGCCGUGAUGGAAAAACUGUCGAGUGUCUUUAUCAGUGACAACAGCUCACAUGUUUGAGCUGAAGGAUCAACACGUCUGAGAGCAGAAGAUAGAUGAUGGAGUGAUGAGCAGAGACCUACGUAUGACCUUUCUACAGCCUUUUAUUUAGACUUUAGGUGGGGUCAAAUGUCUCGCCCAAGGACGCCUCGACCUUGGUUUGAACCCCUGACCUUCAGAUUUGGAGACGACUGACUCGACUCACACCUGCUCGUGAUGUCCCAGAUUUUAUUGUGUUGUUCGCUGAUCUCCGUCUUUACGGUCUUUUCAGUCAGGGCUGGUUUCCUGCUGCUUAUGUGGCCCCCGUGGAGGACUUCUCCAACAACUUACUGACAAGGUAGGACUCGUGGUCGGUCUGCAGCGUGACUCUGAACACAGAAAUCCUGUGACAUGACACGAUGGGAGGUUUAAUGUGUUGAGUCAUUAGUAACCCUUGUUUUCUGACCUUUGACCCCUCAGCGGUGGCUCUAUAAGAAGCCACAGUAUGAACAACCUGCUGGACACUGACCAAUCAGAGAACAAGAGCUAUGGCGACGUCCCGCCUCCGGUCACACCAAACCGCAGAGCCUCAGUAGACGUUCGGGCCGUCUCUCCUCUCCCUGAGAAGAAACUGGAACUCACCGUGGAGGUAAAACCAGGUCAGACGAAGACCUACAACGAACCGCCGCCCCCUCCCCCGCCGCCUCCUCCGCCUCCAAGUCAGAAUCUAAGGAGGAGCUCCGUGGACUUUCGACCAAUCUCUCCUCAUCCUGACAGGAAGAGUGAGUCAGCUGCUGACGCUCAGGUACCGCAGGUUUCAUCACGAACAGAUCUGAUCUGAGGACGAGUUAAAAGUUUCUGUAACACUUAAUUAGAGUUAUAAUGUGUUAACUGUGAACAACUCACUGACCACGCCCACAGAGGUAAGGCAGUGAAACUGCUGUUAACAGUUAUUACACAUUAUUAUACCUGACAUCGUAAGUCAUGAUAAAAUGUUUUAUAAUGUGUUCUGAUUAUUAUUAUAAAGCAUUAUGAUCAUUUAUGAGUGUUUAUAACUAUAGUUAUAUAGUGUUAUAACAUGAUUAUAACACAUUAUACAUAUAUUAAUAAAGUGUUAUAGAGAUAAGCGUCUAAUAAAGUGUCUCCAAAGUUUCUCCUCAGUAACCUGAAACAGAAGAAAGAUCACAUCAUUGCUUUUCUUUUCCCAGACAUUAUCACCACAUGGACAACCUGAGAACCCGCUGUUUCCAAGGUAACCGCCGCCUCCUGACAUGUCCACCAUGUUUGCACAUUUGACUGAGGACUUUAGAAAGUCAGCGUCGUAUCAGAGAAAUCAUUAGAUUAAAGUAUCACGACCACCUUUUCAUCUGGAGACUGACGUGAAUCUCUGAGCGUGAAUAAAAGUCGGCGCUGGUUUUACUGAUGAGGAAUAAGAGCAGAACUUAGAGCUCUGCAGACUGAGCUGUGGUUCUUCUCCACAUGAGCUGCAGACACACAACAGUCUGACUGUUCAGCAUCACUUCAUGAUUUCAUGCAUGUAUGAGUGAUCAUGUAUCAGGUCGAUGGAGCAUGCUCAGUUGAGAUCUCCCUCUGGUUUGGGGUCAGGUGUUAGUUUCCCUUCCUCCUGGUAGGUGUGUGUGUGUGUGUGUGUGUGUGCUCGCGCGGCAGAAAGCGAUCAUGCUCGUGUGGCUUCGUGUUUCAUUUUCCAUCAUCCUCUCGUUUCAGAGGCACAAACCCUUUCGCCACCGUGAAGCUGCGCCCCACCACGACCAACGACAGAUCGGCUCCUCGAAUCCUCUGA